Molecule: messenger RNA, 219 nt
Organism: Pneumocystis jirovecii RU7
Lineage: Eukaryota; Fungi; Ascomycota; Pneumocystomycetes; Pneumocystales; Pneumocystaceae
Exons: 2
Coding region: 1-219 (72 amino acids)
Biological process (GO): mitophagy
Molecular function (GO): mitochondrion autophagosome adaptor activity
Source: RefSeq, a predicted model, not a curated record
AUGCUUAUAGAUUUGCGAUUUGAGUCAUGUUAUAAUGCGUCACUUAUUCCUGCAGGGGGAUCAUGGUCACGCAUAUUAUGGGUUACGUUACGAGAUCAUGUGUUGAUGCCUUUUCUACAGGGUUUCUUAUGGACAGCAAUGUUAAUAGGGUUUCGCUCGUUUCAAGUAGUAGGUCAGCAUAGAAAGUCAUAUUGGGAAGAGAAAGCAUGUAGUUGGUGA